Messenger RNA from Neolamprologus brichardi, 612 nucleotides. NCBI's taxonomy places the organism in Eukaryota, Metazoa, Chordata, Actinopteri, Cichliformes, Cichlidae. The record is from RefSeq and is a predicted model, not a curated record.
UUGGGAACUGACAGGGACCCCCUCCUCAUUAAAGAAAUUACCCGAAAGUUCAGGGGGUGUGACCAGUCUGUCCUCACUGGUAAGCCCAAAGUGUUCCUGAUCCAGGCCUGCCAAGGAAGUAACAUACAGCGUGGAGUGCAGUUGAUGGAGACUGAUGAUGAUACUUCACCAUUGACCAUCCCUGAGGAAGCUGAUGUUCUGGUUGCCAUGGCCACUGUUGAAGAUCAUGUUUCAGUUAGAGAUCCAUCAGUUGGAAGCUGGUUCGUUCAGUCUCUUUGUGAGCAGCUGAAGGAGCGCUGCCCCAGGGGCGAGGACAUCGUCUCCAUCCUCCACUUCGUGAACAAUGAUGUAGCACAUAGAAAGGGCUACUUGCGCACCCGGUCUGGUGAAGUCAAGCCAGCCAGGCAGAUGCCUGAACCGAAGUUCACUCUGACGAAGAAACUUGUGCUGCAACCACAGCACAGCUGAAGUCAUCAUGGAAACCCAGCACACCUUACUGUGCAACUAGGGAUGCAUGAUUAACUCAGUUUCUUAUAAUGUUUCUUAAAAUGUUGCUUUUAUAUUUUCCAUCUUUUUUCAUCAUUUUAAAUGUUUUAUUUUCCUAAAUCUUAA